AUGAAAAACGCGGGAAAGAUAGCAAUGUUUGAGUUGGAUUAUGUACAUAUUCACAGCAUGAGUUUAGUGACCAAUGGUUUGGGAGACAAAUGGCUGCGAGACAUAAGCAAAGAGACGGCAAAUAUUAAAUCAUUUUCAGUGAAAGAAUGUAUUUUUUCGUCGGAAACCAAAAUUACCGACGAAUGGCAGCGAAGGUUUCAAACGGCUAAUACUAUCAAUGAAUUGAUUUCUGGCGUUUCCGGCAAAUACUUGUCGUCCAAAAUUGGCGAAGAACUUGCGGACCGGAAGGCAGACCGGGUUCUGGCCUUUGGGGGACGAGUGGCUGAGCGGCACACGAAUCAGGCCCACUGUCUCGCAGGGAAAGGACUUGGCUUUUGUGUAUUUCAAUUCCAAGCCUUCAAACACGUCGAUCGGCAGCUCUUUGCCAAAGAAGUGCAAAACUUUGCCGUUUCGGUCGUCGAGAGUGAUCUGUCCUUCGGGUACCGCGUAAUCCAUUUCUUCGCGAAUCUCGCGAUACAAAGCGGUUAUCACUUCCUGUCUGUCGACCACCGGUUCAUCGGAUUUGCCGCCCGGGAAACCAAACCUGCCGUCGGCUCGCAUUUGCAUCAACGCAAAGGUGAGGCCAGUCCUCGGGUCGCGGCUCCAGAAGAGUACAUGAGCCGCAUUGGGGAUAAUAAUGGAAAGUUGAUUAUAAUGGACUUGUAUUUACUCCAGUUUAUUCCAAUCGUUGAAAAGUGGGGACAUUUGCAUUUCAUGUGCGGAUCAGUUGUGGCCGAAGACAUGCCAUCACCCAAACGAAACCCCAUUAGUUUAUUGGUGUCCGUCAAGACAUCGCAGCCACGAGUGGCCGACUAUUGGCUGACAGUUCCGGCCGCUGUCCUCACCAUCGAUGACCUCAAACGACACCUGAUGUCCACUCUCGCCAUCGAUGGUCACAACGAAGUGGAUCUAUGGCUCGACAACGGGCUCUUACGCGACGGCCGCACACCUGUCGGCCAUAUUCUCAUAAAUCGAGACCACCUCGAGGUCCGGCCCGCGAACGCAGACCAUUACCCCGUAAUACCGGCCAUUGUGUCCGCCGAUGAAGUCGAUCGUUCGGACGCGGAAUCGACGGACAGUCGGACCACUUAUACGGUGACGAGCCGUCAAAUUGAAGAGCAGAUGAACAGCAGC
Messenger RNA from Medioppia subpectinata, 1173 nucleotides. NCBI's taxonomy places the organism in Eukaryota, Metazoa, Arthropoda, Arachnida, Sarcoptiformes, Oppiidae. The record is from the annotation of a GenBank genome assembly.